This is a messenger RNA of Monomorium pharaonis (pharaoh ant), 1028 nucleotides long. RefSeq lists its product as uncharacterized. NCBI's taxonomy places the organism in Eukaryota, Metazoa, Arthropoda, Insecta, Hymenoptera, Formicidae. The transcript is spliced from 3 exons. The record is from RefSeq and is a predicted model, not a curated record. Gene Ontology annotation, molecular function: N-acetyltransferase activity. The coding region runs from base 150 to 917 and encodes 255 amino acids.
GUUCCAACAGGGUCAUUGAAAUUAUGAAGCGCGAUAAACAGACCGAAUGAGUAAUGGUACAUUUUAUAUAAUCGAGACAUUUAAUUCCCUGAAAAAAGUACAAUUAAUAAGAAAGAAUAAUUUUUAAAAAAAGUAACACGCGCAAAAGGAUGUCCCAUCGGUGUUGGGGCGUGAUAGGGAACGAUCGGAUAGAAUUCGAGUCCUUGUCGGACGAGACCCUGGAGGGUGCUCUCAAUGUGAUACGAAAGAGCUUCUUUCUCUAUGAGAACACAUGCAUAGGCGUGGAAUUGACUUCUGAAUCGGGAGCGUCUGAGGAACUUGAGAAACUUUGUUUGUACGCGGCUAAAGACGGUGUGAGCGUGGUAGCUGUCGUUGUUGACACAAAUGAGGUAAUCGGUGUCGCGUUCAACAAAAUCCAAGUGGCUAGCAAUAGCUCCGAGAAAAGUUUCUUCGAACACUUCAGCGAAAAUUGCCGAUGCAAAUCAUCGAAGGCUUUAGUGGACUUAAUGAUAGACAUGGAUUCACGGAUAAAUCUCUUCCAGCACUACAAUGUCAACUGUAUUCUCGAGAUCAUGUUCUUGGCAACAUUACCUCCUUAUGGGAAGCAAGGAGUAGGUGAAAUGCUGGUCGCCUCGUCGUUGGAACUCGGUAAUGUGUUAAAACGUGGCGGAAAUGUGAGGAUACCUAUCACGAUACACGGCAGCAAUGAAGUGACGAAUGCAAACGGAGUGCCGGCUUUGGCUUCUGCUAUUAUGACAUCCAAUUACUCGUAUCGAAUUGCGAUGAAACUAUCCUUCAGUCAGCUUUUGGAAGUUCCAUUUGAUGAGUACGAAUUCAACGGGAAGAAGCUCAGCGAGAGAAUAGGCCAGGAGCAUCGACGAUGUGUCUUGGUAGCUAAGAGACUCUCUUCGAUUUAGACAACAAUCGCAUGAGUAAUUUUGUAAACAGAGAAUUUUUUUACAUUGUAAUCGGUUUGCUUUAUCGGAUUUAGAAAUAAUAAUAAAAAUUUGUUAUCUUUAUUUUAUAUA